AUGCAGUUAUCAAUAUCAGUGUACAAAUUUUACAGGCUUACAGUAACAGCGACUUGUCCGAUGAACCUUAAACUAUUUCCAAUGGAUACACAGAAGUGUCAACUGGAAAUUGAAAGCUAUGGUUAUACCGCAAAUGAUACAAAGUAUAAAUUUGGUGAUAAUCAGGAUCCAAACAGUGCCGCUGUUGCCUUCAGUCCCAAUAUUUCAUUACCUCAAUUUGAACUUACAUAUUAUAAAGUCAACUACAGAAAUGCAGUAACAACCUCGGGCGUCUAUGAGCGUUUAUCGUUCGAGGUAGUGUUGACGAGAAAUUUAGGCUUUUAUUUGAUGAAUAUUAUUAUACCGUCAAUACUGAUUGUUACAAUUUCUUGGGUAUCAUUUUGGUUAAAUCGUGAGGCAUCACCAGCACGAGUUGGACUCGGUGUUACAACUGUGCUUACGAUGACAACACUGAUAACCACAACAAAUAAUGCUAUGCCAAAAGUUAGCUAUAUCAAAGGACUGGAUUAUUUUCUCAAUUUUUGUUUCGUAAUGGUUUUUGCCAGUCUUGUUGAAUAUGCUGUAGUUAGCUAUUUGAAUAAAAAGAUGGCCCAGCAGCGGGAACGGCGUAGAAAGUUGGGUGAACAAGCGGCGCCGGUAGAAAUGCCCGUUUUUUAUAAUCAUGCAGCCUUAAAAGGCACUAUGCGGCACGAUCGGCUAAAUGGUCCACGUAGUCCGCAUGUGAUGAAUUCAGUGGAUAUGCCACCGGAAUGUGAAUGUCGUACAAUUCCGUUGAUACAGCCGCCAAGGAUGGUACCGGCAAUGGGUACAUGGCCGGCACCAUUUGGUAAAGUUAAACGUCCGCCGGGUCCAUGUCGUGCCUGUACACCAGCAAAAAUUGACAAAUAUUCUCGAUAUUUCUUUCCUAUUACAUUCAUAUCAUUUAACAUUAUUUAUUGGGCCGUUAUGUGGUAUCAGAGUUGGCAGGUUGACUUGGAAGGUUAUGUAAAGAUAUCAAACGAUGAGAAUAAGACGACUAUGGUUAAUACAACGGUUGCACCGGUUACCACUGAAACGCCAUCGUUUUCCGAAUAUUGA
Molecule: messenger RNA, 1077 nt
Organism: Enterobius vermicularis (human pinworm)
Lineage: Eukaryota; Metazoa; Nematoda; Chromadorea; Rhabditida; Oxyuridae
Source: the annotation of a GenBank genome assembly